Molecule: messenger RNA, 1969 nt
Organism: Malaya genurostris
Lineage: Eukaryota; Metazoa; Arthropoda; Insecta; Diptera; Culicidae
Gene: Surf4
Product: surfeit locus protein 4 homolog
Exons: 4
Coding region: 296-1108 (270 amino acids)
Biological process (GO): Golgi organization
Cellular component (GO): membrane; endoplasmic reticulum; endoplasmic reticulum-Golgi intermediate compartment
Source: RefSeq, a predicted model, not a curated record
AUAAUUACACAUCAACAGCUAGCGAACGACCGUGUCGCUCUUUGGUUCGUUUCGUUUGCUUCCACGCACAGCUGCAUCUACAUACAUUAGCAGGCAGAAGGAGCAGUAGUCUGGAAGGUGAAAGUUGUUCCAGUCCUAAGACAGAUAUUGUCCCGUAUUUUCCGGUGGGAUUAAGGGAAUUUCCGACUGGAAUCCGGUAGCCUCGGACGGCUGCCAUCGGUGAAAGAUUGUGAAACAAACCUGAUCCAUCCAACGGGCAACGGGAAGAGAAGGGUGCUCACUGCAAACGCAAAUCAUGGCCAUACCGAAUCAAUACCUGGAAAAGACGGAGGAUGUCGCGGAUCAGGUUAUCCGCAAAGGUAAACACGUCCUGCCACACGUCGCCCGGCUUUGUCUGAUAGCGACCUUCCUCGAGGACGGCAUCCGAAUGUGGGUCCAGUGGAACGAACAGCGCGAAUACAUGGAUAUGAGCUGGGGUUGCGGUAAAUUUCUGGCUACCACCUUUGUGUUAAUCAAUCUGAUCGGUCAAAUUGGUGGCUGUGUUAUGGUUUUGGGACGACUGAAGGUCACCAUCGCAUGCGGGAUUCUGUUCUUCAUCGUCGUACUACAGACCAUUGCCUACUCCAUUCUCUGGGACAUUCAAUUUCUGCUGCGCAAUCUGGCCCUGAUCGGUGCACUGCUGCUGGUGUUGGCGGAAUCUCGCGGCGAAGCUCGCAGCCUGUUUGCCGGCGUACCGUCAUUGGGUGAGAAUAAACCGAAAAACUUCAUGCAACUGGCCGGUCGAAUUCUGUUGGCAUUCAUGUUCGUGACGUUGAUCCGCUUCGAGCUUAGCUUCCUGCAGAUCCUGCAGGACAUACUCGGUUCGAUCCUGAUGGUUCUGGUGACGAUUGGCUACAAGACGAAACUGUCCGCGAUGAUUCUGGUGGCACUGCUGACGGUGCUGAACCUGUACCAUAAUGCCUGGUGGACCAUUCCGGCCUACAAGCCACUGCGGGACUUUCUGAAGUAUGACUUCUUCCAAACGCUCUCGGUCAUCGGUGGACUGCUGAUGAUUGUUUCGCUGGGACCGGGCGGAGUCUCCAUGGAUGAGCACAAAAAGAAGUGGUAAAAUCGUUGAUAUUGUUUUGUCGUAACAGGGCGCGCACGAGAGAGAGAGACAGAGCGAAAGAGAAGAGAUGUAAACGGGAAUACACACACACUAUGAUAUGAUAGGAUUUUUUUAAUAUAAAAUAUUUUUAAAAGAAUUGUUCAACUCGUCACAUGAUGGCGGUGUAGCAGCGCGGCGGAGGAGCCUUUAAAGAACUCACUAUUCCUUCAGGUACUACAACUUUUGAAAGACACACCGAAUCAGAGGGGGAAUAAACAUCCAUCGACAUGUGAUACGAUCAUCAAGGGACAACAGAUCAAAGUGAAACACUUUCUCCACAAGGCGUCGUCAGUCAGAACGAAACAGGGGGUGUGACUGUUGACCCAUAUUCCGACUAGCCUUUAUGUGCAUUUUGUUUAAUGUUCGUGUUGUUGUAAUUGUCUGUAAUUGUCCGGAUAGCGACAAACAGAAGAAACGGCCGACUAUAGCUGAACAAACACAUCCACGCAGCACCUAACACUUAAGCUAAUAAGGGGGUAAAAAGUAUACACAUUAACUGAAUAAAACCGGAAACUGAUUAGAUUUUUAGCUAAACUAAGCCGAACCCGUGUUCUAUUGUUUUGUUUUGUUUUGUCUGUUUUUUCCACUCCAUCUUUGGCCGAUCGACCGUACUAAGAACCCAUUUCGUCCCUAUUAUUUUAAGUAUUGCGUUUAACAAAUCUCGAAACAGAAAAAGAAUUGUGCCAACGGUCUAAAAUAUAACAUCGAUGAAACUGUACACUUGGAACGGGUCUUCACUUAUCCCGUCCGAUCGUAAAUGUAAACGUAAUGUGCGCUCACAGCUUGGAAUGAUCAAUAAACGAAAUGACUGUCUACGUAGAA